AUGACAACCACACUCCUUUGUCCAACUAUCGUCACGGCCUCAGCCAAAAAAGACCUUUCGCCUUGCUUAGGCCUACCGCCACAGCUAUACCACAGCUACACCACAGCUACACCACAACUGCACCUCAGCUACACCACAGCUAUACCACAGCUACACCACAGCUACACCACAGCUAUACCACAGCUACACCACAGCUACACCACACUACACCACAGCUACACCACAGCUAUACCACAGCUACACCACAGCUACACCACAGCUAUAAAACAGCUAUACCACAGCUACACCACAACUGCACCUCAGCUACACCACAGCUAUACCACAGCUACACCACAGCUACACCACAGCUAUACCAUAGCUACACCACAGCUACACCACAGCUAUACCACAGCUACACCACAGCUACACCACAGCUAUAAAACAGCUAUACCACAGCUACACCACAACUGCACCUCAGCUACACCACAGCUAUACCACAGCUACACCACAGCUACACCACAGCUAUACCAUAGCUACCCACAGCUACACCACAGCUACACCACAGCUAUACCACAGCUACACCACAGCUAUACCACAGCUACACCACAGCUAAACCACAGCUAUACCACAGCUACACCACAGCUACACCACAGCUAUACCACAGCUACACCACAGCUACACCACAGCUAUAAAACAGCUAUACCACAGCUACACCACAACUGCACCUCAGCUACACCACAGCUAUACCACAGCUACACCACAGCUACACCACAGCUAUACCAUAGCUACACCACAGCUACACCACAGCUACACCACAGCUACACCACAGCUAUAAAACAGCUAUACCACAGCUACACCACAACUGCACCUCAGCUACACCACAGCUAUACCACAGCUACACCACAGCUACACCACAGCUAUACCAUAGCUACACCACAGCUACACCACAGCUACACCACAGCUACACCACAGCUAUAA
This is a messenger RNA of Penaeus indicus, 957 nucleotides long. RefSeq names its product coagulation factor V-like. Bases 1 to 957 code for a protein of 318 amino acids. NCBI's taxonomy places the organism in Eukaryota, Metazoa, Arthropoda, Malacostraca, Decapoda, Penaeidae. The record is from RefSeq and is a predicted model, not a curated record. The transcript has 2 exons.